AUGGCUGAGCCAAUGGAGGAGUUGGAGCUGGACACAAUCACGCCGCCCCAGAAGAGCGGUCAUGAAAAGCCCGGUCGGCUAUUGCGAGGUGCCCCUGCGCCGGCGGAGUUUGAAGAUGCCAUGCGUGAAAUGCUGAAGCAGAUGCAUGAGGACAUCCUGAGCAAGUUCGAUCUUCAAACCGAGCUGAUACUUACAGCUUUGAAGCCUUCAUCGCGUUCAAAAUCACGAACGCCGACUCGCGGUUCAAAGACAGACACGGCGGUCGUCCGCGAAGUUUCAGUCGCGCCGAGGCAGAGGCGGUCACUGUCCUUCAAUCCCACCUUCUUCCACACCUUUGACGAGGAUGAAAAGCUUCGCAAGGAGGCGGCCCUGGAGGAGUCCAAGCAUCACAGCGCUCAUUUCAGCAGUGCCAGCUCAAGUCAUGACAAGCAGCUGAACACCAGAUGCAGAUGCUUGGGCAGGCUGGUGAGAAGCAAUAUCUUCGAGAUGUUUUUUAUGUGCGUGGUCGUCACAAACUGCAUCUUCAUCGGAGUUGAGGUGGAGCUGAACAGACAACCUCAAGGAAAUAGCCCCGUGAUUAUCCAGACGGUGCAAUAUGUUUACACUACACUAUUUACGCUUGAGCUCGCGUUCAGGCUCGGAGCUCAUGGCAAGAGUUUCUUCUGUAGUGCGGAAUGGCUUUGGAAUUGGCUUGAUAUCUUCAUUGUGCUAACUUCGCUCUGGGAAGUGACCACCGAUGCCAUCGAGGGCUUCGUGAGCCUUGGAAACGCGGGCGAUCAGGGCAACGCCUUGGAGGGGAUGACGGGUCUUAAGGCCUUCCGAGUUAUCCGCAUCACACGCAUCGCCAAGACAGUUCGGCUCCUCCACGUUUUUCGCUUUAUCUUGGCACUACGGAUGCUGGUCACAUCAAUCCUCAGCACCCUGAAGUCGCUGGUAUGGGCUUUAGUCCUUUUGCUCUUGAUCGUGUACGUAUUCGCCGUGCUGUUUACCCAGGCCGCUGAGGCAGAAACCUCUGCGGACCUUGACCGAUUAUAUGGCUCUUUGCCGAGAACGAUGCUCAGCCUUUUCAUGAGCAUUGCGGGAGGUAUCAGCUGGGUGGAGCUAGUGGUGCCACUGGAGUCACUUUCUCUUGCUUGGGUGCUGCUCUUGCUCUUCUACAUAUGCUUUACGUAUUUUGCUGUGCUCAACGUCGUGACGGCUGUGUUUUGCCAAAGCGCAAUCGAGGGGGCACAAAACGAUCAUGCGGCUAAAGUGCAAGCAGUGCUCCUAGACAAGAAGAACCACCUGGACAAGGUGCGUGCUCUCUUCAGUGAGUUUGGAGCCGAUGAUGGAAUCAUCACGUUUUCCAUGUUCCAAGACAAGAUCAAUGGCCAAGCUGUAAAGGAUUACUUUUCUACAUUGGGCUUGGAUGUCUCUGAUGCAUGGAGCCUAUUCAAGCUUCUUGACACCGAUGGGGGUGGGGCGGUGGAGGUGGAAGAAUUUCUAAUGGGUUGCUUAAGAUUGCGCGGCCAAGCCACUGCCAUGGACGUUGCAAAGCUUAUGAACGACGUCACCUGGCUCGUCAAGAAUCAAGGAUACUUUCAGACCUACGUUGAGGUAGAGCUGAAGCACUUGCGAGAUGAUCUCUUCGGUCGACAAAGUCGUUUGGAGGGCAUGUCUCAAAACGAGAGUCGCGGAUCUCCGGGAAGUUGCCCCGGCAACAUUGGUGGGUAA
Symbiodinium natans is the source of this 1713-nucleotide messenger RNA. The record is from the annotation of a GenBank genome assembly. Lineage: Eukaryota; Dinophyceae; Suessiales; Symbiodiniaceae.